This is a messenger RNA of Spea bombifrons (plains spadefoot toad), 2462 nucleotides long. RefSeq names its product X-ray radiation resistance associated 1 (gene XRRA1). Bases 1 to 2343 code for a protein of 780 amino acids. The transcript has 18 exons. Gene Ontology annotation, cellular component: nucleus. Lineage: Eukaryota; Metazoa; Chordata; Amphibia; Anura; Pelobatidae. The record is from RefSeq and is a predicted model, not a curated record. Gene Ontology annotation, molecular function: protein binding.
AUGGCGUCUGACGGACCCUACAAGAUGGACAACGGAGGAAUAUUUGUAUCCAAUUGCUUCCCAGCUAGAAGCCUUUUUCGAUUGACUAAUAGAGGAGCUGGUCAUUGGCAGGUGGUCCACAAAGCUGCCCCAGAAAGGAGGUUCAGGGCUGUAGUCGGCUCAGCAUCAUCCAACCAAACCAGCCGCUCCGACCCCGAGAAGACAUCGGUCCUUCACCGGCAAACCAGGAGCUCCUUACACGGAACUUCGGAUAACCUAGAACGUGUCCUGGAUGGCUCCUUUCUGAUGAAAACGCACUUUGUGGCGAGGCCGACAGAUCUGUGCUCUGUGGAUGUGAGCGACCGGAACCUGACUUCCGCUAAAAGGGCCGACUUUGUACAGUUUAAUUCCGUGGCAUACAUAAACGCAGCCGAGAACCUGCUGACUUUAGAGGAUUUUCGCACUUUUCCGGCAAUUCGAGAACUGGAUUUGUCGAUGAACGCUUUGACCGAGAUCCGCGUAAAACACGGAGACUUCCCCCACCUUGAAGUGUUGGACGUUUCAUACAAUAAUCUGACACCAAAGGCCAUCUCUCGGCUUAGCUUCCUGCCUCGACUCCGAGUUCUGCAUCUGACUGGGAACAGGCUCACUCAUCUCCCGGCGAGCAUGAGUGUCCCUCAUGACAAAGAUCCAGAUUUUGUUGGCUUUCCAUCGCUGGAGAUUCUGAUGCUUGAGGACAAUAAAUUGUCUGAUCCUGCCGUGUUUGCGAGCCUGGCCAACCUAAAGAGCCUACGUCAGCUGAACCUCGCUAGAAAUGGCAUCGCAGAAGUCCCAUACCUACGUGAAACGGUCCCGACGACCUCCACGGAUAGUCUGUCUGGAGGACAGAUAAAACAGGACUCUGACACAGACAUACACGAGAGACGUGGCCAACGAAAGAUGCCGGAAGCCACGUCAGAUGACGGUGGGGACAUCAGCUACACUGUGCUCCAGAAUGCAAGCGAUCCGGAUAGAACGCAUGUUAUAUUUUCCUCAACUUACAGCUCACCCAACAGUCAUUUGCCGAAAUUCACUGUUACGCCCAAAAGUUCUUCCUUUCUGCCCAGCAGUACGCUUUCUGCCAUGGCAUCAACAGACAGUUCGAGUCAGAUCUUCUCCCCACCCUUCCCAAAUCUAAGACACCUGAGCCUGGUGGAUAACAAGAUUGCAUACGAAGAGGACCUGUUAGCGGUGGCUCUUUUCCCUUCCUUGGAGGAGCUGCUAAUUCACGGGAACCCCCUAACCACCCACAGAAAAGGUGAUUCCACCUUGCUUCGGAGUUUCCUCCAGGAACGCUUGGGGAUCAGCGUUAUCCGAAGGAAAUCGGCGGAAACUCCCAAACCGCACAUUUUUAUACCGGUGAAAGAAACAAGGAAGGUAAAAACUCACGUCCCGAAGAUCCCCAAACAGCCUCUAAUGUUGGAGCCGCCAUCGUACCCCUUUCUGGGAUUCCUGUUCGAUCGCAGUGGCCCGGCGAGCGGCGAAACGCAAUAUCGGAGGUCGCCUGGUCCUCUUCCUCCUAUCAGAACAUCCCCGCAGCCGGAGAACGAUGAAGCCCAGCACACGAGUCAUGGCGUUUCUCCAGAAACAUCAGGGGAGGAAGAAAUUCUCCCCGGCUCUGAUCCUGCCGCGGAGUCUGUCUUUAUGACCCAGGUGGAUAAUGUGCUCGAUUCCCAGCGCAUUCCCAGCCCAGUCUCUGCAAGUCAUUUAGAUGUCGAGAAAGAAGAAGUUGUAGUGGCGCAAAAAGACAUCCCAGAAAAGUUUAAAGGCUAUGAAGAAUUAUUUGAUGUGAAGACGGACCCGGGGUUCAUAGAACCCGUAGGGAUCCAGAACAACGUCAAGGCUCUGGAAUAUGCUCUGAAGCACCUGCUUUUAUGCAGGGACUUUAAGCCACGGCUGCCUCGUAUCCAGAAAACAUCUGUGCUGAAUGAAGUUAAGGCGCUGCCUAAUAAACACAAGGCUGAUCCCGUACCGAGACCCACGGACAUGGCUGUCGUAGCCACCAACAAGAGUGAUCUAAAAACGCGUUCCUCGCCUCGGAAGAGCAAACGAGAGGUCGUGGCGGAAGUGAUAACGAGUAUGAGAGAAACAACGCAAGUAACGCAGGAACCGCUAGAUCGCAUGCUGAAAAAUUCCAGCAAAGAUCGCAAAAAAGCCCAACAGCUCCUGAAUGAACUGCAGCAGAAGUACCGGACGUUCUACGCGGAGAUGGUAAAGCGAGCCGCCGACCUGGAGCGCAGCCUCCUAGACACCGCACAGAGGCUCAGGGAGGCUGAAGAGCAGCUGGGAACCAUGGGGGCUGGGGUGAAGCCGGGGGAAAGGUGACCGCAGGCGGCCAGGCACACAAAUUCCGGCAAUCGGUUAAUUCAUGGCAAAAAGAAAAGCAGUAGGGAAGACUUUGUGCGGCGGAUUUCCAUAAUGGGGUAAAUUCAAAUAAACGUAAA